Lithohypha guttulata is the source of this 1251-nucleotide messenger RNA. RefSeq lists its product as uncharacterized. The record is from RefSeq and is a predicted model, not a curated record. Lineage: Eukaryota; Fungi; Ascomycota; Eurotiomycetes; Chaetothyriales; Trichomeriaceae. The coding region runs from base 1 to 1251 and encodes 416 amino acids. The transcript is spliced from 2 exons.
AUGGCAUUCCGAAACUGUAUAACGCUGCUUGUUGCCGUACUCGCGCUGGCAUCAACAGUUGCGACACAAUCGUUCCUCCCCUCAAACAAUACGAGCGACAUCCCCUCGUAUGAUCGGUACCCACGAUUCUGGGUCAAUGCUUCGGAUGUCACGAGUUUUCGAGUCGUGCCGGUGGGAUGGUACUCGUCAAUAUCGCAGCAAGCAUUUCAAAAUAUUCGAGUCAAUGGGCGCUUGCUCCACGUGAACUCCGGAAAUACACAAUCGUUACUGUCCGACGGGAUUGACUACAUCUCAUGCGACGCUUCUGACUAUCCUGGCGUACUGGGCGCCGCCGAUAUCGUUCGGAUCAUCGCUUCGAGCCAAACUGGGAACAGUAUCAUCUUGUACAGCAGAACCUCGAACCAUUGCUUAGCUAGUUCCAGCCUCCCAUCAGUGAAUGGUAUCUUCACAACCACGGACCCUAUGUUGGCAGCCACUGUACUUGGACAGAUUCAGAAUGUCACGAAUGGUCAGCCCGCAGCUAUUACUCCUGACGCAAACUCCUACACAUUGCCGAACGGUUACAACAACAAUAACAACAACCCCUCUUCUUCGUCCAAUGGUCCUCGACCGGGUCCCACCACAGCAGUGGCUAUGGUCAUACUCUACACAAUCACCGGUCUCAUUACGGCGCUAUUCGUCAUAAUCAUCGUCACUGGAGCAAUAAGAGCACAUCGACAUCCAGAAAGAUAUGGUCCAAGCAAUAUAGGAGGUCGACCCAGAAGGAGUCGUGCCAAAGGACUUGCCAGAGCCAUGCUUGAGACUAUCCCGAUUGUGAAGUUUGGCGAGAAAGAGGAGACGGCGAAGAAGGACAACGAUGUUGAGAUGAAUGCAGUAACAGACACAGCAAGUCAAGACAAAUCCAAAUCAGCAACAGAUUUGUCAGAGGCUGACACGGAUACCGUCAGUGGAGCAGUGCCAGUGACAAAGAGCGUGAACGCCGAUGGCGCUGAUGAAGCAGGCACUUUGGGUUGUUCAAUAUGCACGGAAGACUUCAACAAAGGUGAAGAAGUUAGGGUGCUACCAUGUAACCACAAGUUCCAUCCUGAAUGUGUAGACCCCUGGUUACUCAACGUCAGUGAAUCGAUCUUCGACCAAAAGAGGAACAGACUCAAGCAGCAACGGAGGAUGAAGACUCAGCAGAGACGUCAAGGCAAGGCUUGGCUUCACACCGGGCCAGGAGGCCUAGCCACAUCGCUCUUGACUUCAUAG